Messenger RNA from Pseudocercospora fijiensis CIRAD86, 369 nucleotides. RefSeq lists its product as uncharacterized. The record is from RefSeq and is a predicted model, not a curated record. The transcript has 4 exons. Lineage: Eukaryota; Fungi; Ascomycota; Dothideomycetes; Mycosphaerellales; Mycosphaerellaceae. Bases 1 to 369 code for a protein of 122 amino acids.
AUGUCCGGGGCGUGGUUGAAGUCGAUCACUUCCCGAAACUGCAGGAGGUCGUUGAAUGUCUUGGUAAUCUGUGGCCUGAGGCGUGAAUGCCGUCGUUCUAGUGUCUCUCAUCUCCAACACUGUGAAAUGAUUAUCGGGAGGCAUUGGUUGGCACGAUCCGACACCCUAUAUGUGGAGAUCAGUAUCACUAUGCCACCACUACCAUACCGAUUGACAUCUUAUCAAACUCCCCACCUCUCCCCUCCCCCGGCGACGACUAUCAUCUUCCAUCAAAAACCUUCCCAAUGGAAUCAUCUUUCAUCCUUCCUUCCUACCUUCCAACAUGUUAAUAUAACAUCUCCCGAAUCGUUCAAAAAAAAUCCCACGUAG